Messenger RNA from Myxozyma melibiosi, 1687 nucleotides. Its product is annotated as RNA recognition motif 2-domain-containing protein. The coding region runs from base 83 to 1561 and encodes 492 amino acids. The transcript has 10 exons. Gene Ontology annotation, molecular function: RNA binding. Lineage: Eukaryota; Fungi; Ascomycota; Lipomycetes; Lipomycetales; Lipomycetaceae. The record is from RefSeq and is a predicted model, not a curated record.
CAGUGGCAACAACACCGCCUUCAACAUCACCCACAACUCUCCGGACUCUUCCUACCUCCUCGAUCAGCGCUAUGACACUACCAUGAACUUCGACGGCCCUAGCAUCCAAAGCUCCGUCUCCUCUUCUUACUCCCUCAACAGCUAUAACGCUCCAAACAAGAAGCCAAAGCAGUCCAAGCCUCACACUCACACCUCUGGCAAUCUCUCCAUCGUCCGCGAGCAUUCUCACUCUUCUUUCACCGACAACUCCUUCACCCCUCGCUCGGAGAAUCAUCGCCCGCCUAGUCGCUUCCUCAAGAUCUCUGGCCUUCCCAAGACUGCCGAACCUGCUUCCAUCGUUGACACUCUUUCUGCCUUUGGUGAGCUCCGCGGAAUCUACAGCCGCGAAAUCUCCUUGAACGGCUCCGUCAUCGUUGCCUUCUAUGACCUCCGUCACUCUGUCACUGCAUACAAAUCACUUUGCUCGCAGUCAAUCAUGGGUCACGUCCUGCAGCCUCAGUUCUUCCCAAAGAACUAUCUCAUCCAGAUGAGCGAGAAUGGCAUCGAUAUGCCGUUCUCGACCGAGUAUGACGACGAGCUCACUAUCUUCUUCAACCCUGGCUCGGUCGAAGAUGCGCGGUCGGUUCUUGAAAACUAUUUGCCCAGGUUUGGCAGUGUUUUGUCGCUCAAAAUCGAGAGCGACACUACCAUCUCUUGCGAGUUUUUUGACCUCCGUCACGCCGCAGCUGCUGCGGAUAACAUCGACGGCAACGUCAUUAGGGACAUCACUUUCUAUGUCUCUUAUCAAAGCAUUGAUUAUGCAUUCUGCCCUACCACGGAGUGCAAUGACUUUGACAAACAACCAGGAUCAUCAGCGCUUGCUAGAGUUUCAAGCAUGCCCGCAACCACGCGUCGCAGCACUCUUUCUGUUCACGCCCCUGUAUUUGAGGCAGGGGCCUACGGUCGUCGCUCGCCUCUUCCCUUUGGGGUAUACUCUGAUGUCGAUCCGGCAGAAGCCUCACUUACAUUCCAAGUCGAGAAUGCGCCCACUUCAGGCCGCUAUGACGUCUACACGAAUGCUACCGUUCCCAAGAACAACGUCGUAGAUCUUGAGAGAAUUGCUAGAGGCCUUGAUACUCGCACUACUCUAAUGUUGCGCAACAUUCCAAACAAAGUCGACCAGCGAAUGCUGAAGGACUACAUCGACGUGACCAAUCGCGGGACCUAUGAUUUUUUGUAUUUGCGCAUUGACUUCUUGAACAAGUGCAAUGUUGGAUAUGCGUUCAUCUCGUUCACGUCUCCGGAGGCCAUCAUCACGUUCGCCAAGGCCAGAGCUGGGACAAAGUGGAACCGGUUCAACUCUGAGAAGAUCUGCGAUAUCUCUUAUGCAAACAUUCAGGGAAAAGAAUGCCUUAUUGAAAAGUUCCGCAACUCUAGCGUUAUGGAUCAGGAUGCGGCGUAUCGUCCGAAGAUUUACUACUCUGACGGUCCUCAUAAAGGAGAAGAAGAGGAGUUUCCCCCUCCCAACAACUUGAACAGGAAACUACGCUCUAUCGCCAGCAUUCAGCAAAUUGGUAUUUAAGAUAAUAAAAGAGGGUUUAGAGGGAGGAGAGGUUUACGUAGUGAAUAAUUGCUGACUUUAAUUCAUGUGCUAGGUCUUUUCCCCCCGGGAAGUAACAGCGGGAACUGGAGACGCGUCUUCCAAUCU